Hermetia illucens (black soldier fly) is the source of this 3603-nucleotide messenger RNA. RefSeq names its product pre-mRNA-splicing factor CWC22 homolog (gene ncm). The transcript has 3 exons. Gene Ontology annotation, biological process: mRNA splicing, via spliceosome. Gene Ontology annotation, cellular component: catalytic step 2 spliceosome. The coding region runs from base 195 to 3485 and encodes 1096 amino acids. Gene Ontology annotation, molecular function: RNA binding; protein binding. The record is from RefSeq and is a predicted model, not a curated record. NCBI's taxonomy places the organism in Eukaryota, Metazoa, Arthropoda, Insecta, Diptera, Stratiomyidae.
GUGAAGAGGUGGAAUCGGGCAGCACGAGUGAGUCAAAUUGAUUUUGGAACGCUUUUCAAGUUGAUGGCGGCUGUCAGAUUGACAGUGACUUUGGAUGUGCUUUGUGUGUAUUGGUGGGAAUAGUUCUUGCUGGCGUGCCGUGCGUAGUUCCAAACGUUUGUUUUUGAAGAAGUUUCGCAAAUUUUCAUCAAAGCAUGUCUGAUAGUGACUCAAGUUCAAGCAGCACUUCGAGCUCCUCGUCGUCUUCAGGCUCGAGUUCCGAUUCGGCCAGUUCGCCUGAGAAGUCUCCUAGUCUAGCCACGGUAACCAAGCGCCGGAAAUCUGCAUCGUCGGAGUCUAAACGAGGCAGGAAGCAACGACCUCGACCAGAAGGACAUACUGCAAGUAGUAUCCCUUCUGAACCGACAACAAUCUCUCCCAAGGAACAAGGCACUGGGAAAAGCCCAGCCGAAAGUGAAAAGACCGAGCGAAUCGAUCAGGAAGGACGAGAUUCAGCUUCGCAAGCUAAGUCUCCAGAAAACUCAUCAGAAAUCCCGGAGAAAACUUCCCCAAAACCUGAAACUGAAACGAAAGUACCACCUGCCGAAUCGCGGGAAUCAAAUUCAGCGGAAAAAAGGACAGAGGAUCGAUCUGGGAAUCGUAAGCGCGCGCACACUACUGCUGACGAAGAAAAUACCUCGAAAUCGAAAACAGCUAAGCAGGAAGACAACGCUACAACCAUCGCGCAAUCUACUGAGAAAGACACUCUCAAACAAGAUGAUAAAAAUGGGGAAAAGACUGAAUCAUCUGAAAAAGAGUCAACGAAACAAAGCCGAGCGCCAGAAUCCAAGGAAGACAAAUUAGUGGAAAAAGACCGAAAAGAAGACACCAGGGAUCAACGUCGCGGGAAUGAUUCCCGAGAUCGAAAUGAUGAUAGAGGGAAGGAGAGAAGGAGGCGAAGCAGAUCACUAGAUCGUAGGAGGCGAAGCAAAUCUCCAAUUGGCAGAAGACGAAGUAGAUCGACAGAAAGGAGGGGUCGGAGCAGAUCGCCAGCUAAAAGAGAUCGAAGCAGAUCACCGGCUAGAAGGGAUCGGAGCAAAUCACCAGCAAGAAGGAAUCGGAGUAGAAGCCCGGUCAGAAGAAAUCGCAGCAGAAGUCCCGUCAGGAGGAAUCGAAGCCGAAGUCCUGCCAAACGGAACCGUAGCAGGACACCAGAUAGGAGGGAUCGCAGGAGGCAGAGUUCGGACAGACGGCAGACUAAUGGGUCUCCAAGAAGGCAAGAUGAUCGCCGGGAUAACAAACGAUCUAGGUCACGAUCACCGAAAAAAGAUGCUGCCAACAAAGAAAAUGGAACACAAAAUUCUACCGACAAAUUUCCAGAUCCUACUGUAAUUACCCAACGCCAACGCCGCACCGUGGAUCUGUUAACAUCAAAAACGGGCGGCGCCUAUAUUCCACCUGCAAAGCUGCGCAUGUUACAGGCUGAAAUAACAGAUAAAAAUACAGCGGCCUACCAACGAAUUGCUUGGGAAGCGCUCAAAAAGUCGAUCCAUGGCUACAUUAAUAAAGUGAACGUGGACAAUAUUGGCAUUAUCACCCGUGAAUUGCUCAAGGAGAAUAUCAUCCGUGGUCGAGGGUUGCUUUGUCGUUCCAUUAUUCAAGCCCAAGCAGCCUCACCCACUUUUACGCACGUAUAUGCAGCUCUAGUGGCGAUUAUCAAUUCGAAAUUCCCCAACAUUGGGGAGUUGUUGCUGAGGCGUUUGGUGAUUCAAUUUAAACGAGGUUUUCGCCGCAACGACAAAAACAUUUGCAUUUCCUCAACACGUUUUAUAGCGCACUUGGUCAAUCAACGAGUGGCACAUGAAAUUUUGGCGUUAGAGAUUUUAACGCUUUUGGUUGAGACCCCCACCGACGAUUCGGUUGAAGUUGCUAUCGCUUUUCUCAAAGAGUGCGGUAUGAAACUAACCGAAGUGUCAGCAAAAGGUGUGAAUGCUAUUUUCGAAAUGUUGAAGAACAUUCUACAUGAGGGAAAGCUUGAUAAGAGGGUGCAGUAUAUGAUUGAGGUGGUGUUCCAGGUGAGGAAGGAUGGAUUCAAAGAUCAUCAAUCAGUAAUUGAAGCCCUAGAGCUAGUGGAGGAAGAUGACCAGUUUACGCAUUUGAUUAUGCUCGAUGAAGCGACGGAUGCUGAAGAUGUGUUGAAUGUUUUCAAAUUCGACGACCAGUAUCAGAAUAAUGAGGACAAAUACAAAGGUCUUAGUAAAGAGAUCUUAGGUUCUGGCGCAAGUGGAUCUGACGAUGAAUCUGGUAGCGGCAGUGAAGAUUCAGACGAUGAAGAAGAUGGUGAGGAGGGUCAGGAGAAGACGGGAGGCGUUAUCAUCGACAACACUGAAACGAAUUUAGUGGCUCUACGGCGAACAAUAUACCUCACAAUACACUCAAGUUUAGAUUACGAAGAAUGUGCCCACAAGCUCAUGAAAAUGGAACUGAAACCGGGUCAAGAAAUGGAAUUAUGUCACAUGUUUCUCGAUUGUUGUGCGGAACAACGUACUUACGAAAAAUUCUACGGCUUGUUGGCUCAACGCUUUUGCAUGAUCAACAAGAUUUACGUUCAACCUUUUGAGGAGAUAUUCAAAGACACCUAUCAUACGACACACAGGCUGGAUACGAAUCGCCUGCGAAACGUUAGUAAGUUCUUUGCACAUUUGCUUUUCACUGAUGCCAUUGGCUGGGACGUAUUGGAAUGUAUACACUUGAAUGAGGAUGAUACAACGAGUUCCAGUCGAAUUUUCAUCAAAAUCCUAUUCCAAGAGUUGGCAGAGUACAUGGGACUUGCAAAGCUCAAUGAAAGGUUGAAGGAUCCAACAUUGGCCGAAUCAUUUUCUGGACUAUUUCCAACUGACAAUCCAAGAAAUUCCCGAUUUUCAAUUAAUUUCUUCACUUCCAUUGGUUUGGGGGGCCUUACUGAUGAACUAAGAGAAUUCCUCAAAUCCGUUCCUAAAAAUGUGCCGGCCAUCGCUAAUCCUGAGGCUAUUACGAUUAACAGCAAGAGUAGUAGUAGCAGCAGUAGCUCGAGCAGCAGCAGCAGCUCUUCGUCUAGCUCGUCUGAUAGUUCAGAUGAAUCCUCAUCCUCCUCAUCGUCAAACAGCUCAAGCUCGGAUUCUUCUGAUUCCGAAUCUGAUGAAAAGUCAAAGAGAAAUAAGAAACAUAAAAAACAGAAUGAUAAGCAAUCCAAAAAAUCGAAAGUUGAACGAAAGAAAAAGUUAACCAAGAAACGAUCAAAGAAAGUGGAGACUUCUUCGAGCAGUAGCAGUAGUAGUAGUAGCACUAGCAGCAGUGAAAGCAGCGACGAAGAUGCUCGGCGAAAGCGAAAGAAGAGACCCGCUGGACAGAGGAAAGAGAAAAUCGUGCCCAGGGAUAAAUAUGAACAUUCGAAUAAGCAGAGGAAUGGCGAUAAGUAUCGCUCGACAAAUCACAAAUCACGACGUGGUGAUUCGCGGGGAAGAUAAUCAACUGUAAGAAGUUUGGGUGUGAAUGAUUUUUCUGUAGAUGCUUUAUCAAUUAAGGAUUGUAGUCUUAUGUUCUGACGGAUGCGUAAUGAAAAUAAAGUGUUUUACACAAUUCAUA